Messenger RNA from Colletotrichum orchidophilum, 2097 nucleotides. RefSeq names its product ubiquitin-like modifier-activating enzyme atg-7. Gene Ontology annotation, biological process: C-terminal protein lipidation; piecemeal microautophagy of the nucleus; protein modification by small protein conjugation. The coding region runs from base 1 to 2097 and encodes 698 amino acids. Gene Ontology annotation, molecular function: Atg8 activating enzyme activity; Atg12 activating enzyme activity. Gene Ontology annotation, cellular component: cytoplasm; phagophore assembly site. The record is from RefSeq and is a predicted model, not a curated record. Lineage: Eukaryota; Fungi; Ascomycota; Sordariomycetes; Glomerellales; Glomerellaceae. The transcript has 4 exons.
AUGGCAGCAAUCCAAUACGCGCCUUUCUCCUCCGAGAUCGAGCUGCCGUUUUACGCCGCCCUCUUCUCCUCAAAGCUCGAACAUGAUAAGCUAGACGACUCGGCGCGCCGCGUGCUGGGCCAGUACACUGCUCUACCUGUUGAACCAGGCCAGAGCUGCAAGAUGUCCAUCCUUGGGAAUGCCCUCACCAGCGACCAGCCCAACGACGAGCAUGUCCGCGCUGAGGGCUGGAUCAAGAACGUCAACACGAUCGAGGACUUCAAGAAUACGGAUAAACAAGCUAUGCUGAAAUUAGCAGCGAGACAUGUAUGGGACGCCAUCAACGACGGCACCAUCUACUCCGUACCCUCCCUCCUCUCCUCCUUCACCAUCCUCUCCUACGCCGACUUGAAGAAGUACAAGUUCACAUACUGGUUCGCGUUCCCGGCGCUGCACUCGGAUCCCCAGUGGAAGCGGACAGGGCCGAUCGGUCGCCUUGAUCCUAAGGAGAGCACGGCGCUGGUCGAUCGAGUGGGCACGUGGCAAGCCAACCGCGACAAGAGGCAGAACGGCUUCUUCCUCGCCAAGAAGGCGAGAGGUGUGGAUGUUAGCGAUUUAGAUAAGGACGCGAAUAGCGAUCUCCACGACCUCAACGAUUCUUUUGGCUACGUGUGGGAGGUUGCCAACCUCGGAGAUUUCGAAAACGGAUUUUUCGAUGACGUUGCCGAGGAAGACCGAUACGUUUCGUUCGUCGACCCGUCGACAUACCCCGAGAACCCGUCAUGGCCACUGAGGAACCUCCUUUGGCUUGUUCGGCAGCGGUUCCGCCAGACAAAGGUACAAAUCUUGUGUUACCGCGAUAUCAGGUCCAGUAGGCAUGCGGCUAGAAGCAUCAUCCUGCCCUUGGAGAUGGAUCCGGUAGAGCCACUUGCGGUGGCUGAGAUGCCCAAGGUCACAGGCUGGGAGCGAGAUGGAGAGGGCAAAUUGCGAGCCAGGAUCGCCAAUCUCGGGGAGUAUAUGGAUCCGACACGACUUGCCGACCAGUCCGUGGAUCUGAACCUCAAACUCAUGAAAUGGAGGAUUUCACCGAAUCUGGACCUGGACACCAUCAAAUCCACCAAGUGCCUGUUGCUAGGUGCCGGUACGUUAGGAAGCUACGUUUCUAGAAACCUGAUGGGCUGGGGCGUCCGGAAGAUCACGUUUGUAGACUACGGACGCGUAUCGUACUCGAACCCCGUACGGCAGCCCUUGUUCGAGUUCGAGGACUGCCUGGAAGGCGGCAAAUUCAAGGCAACGCGGGCUGCAGAUGCCUUGAAGAGGAUUUAUCCCGGUGUUGAGAGUGAGGGUCACGUCCUGUCGGUUCCCAUGUUGGGCCACCCUUUCACAGAUGAGGCCAGGAGUAAGGCGGACUACGACAAGUUGAAGCAGCUGAUUGAUGAGCACGACGCCAUCUUCCUCCUGAUGGACAGCCGAGAGUCGAGGUGGCUUCCGAGUGUUCUGGGCAAAGCCACCGGUAAGAUUGUCCUAAACGCCGCGCUUGGUUUCGACUCUUUUGUGGUGAUGCGGCACGGUGCGGAACCGAAUGAUGUCCAGUCAGAGGAUAAAGAGCGCAAGACACUGGGUUGUUACUUUUGCAACGACGUGGUUACACCAGCCGAUUCGCAAAAAGACCAGACCCUGGAUCAGCAAUGCACGGUAACUAGACCCGGUGUCGCGGCGAUCGCGUCGGCACUGCUCGUAGAGCUGUUUGCCAGUCUACUCCAGCACCCCCUCAAGCAACACGCGCCAGCGCCCCAGACCUCGGCAGACGAGAAGGAUCCCGUGGACCAUGCUCUAGGACUGGUGCCUCAUACGGUCCGCGGCUACCUGCAUAGUUUCAAUAAUAAGGUGAUUCGCGGAGAGUCGUACCCGUGCUGCAGUGCGUGUGGUCCUCCCAUCCUGGAGGCCUACCGAAACGAUGGCUGGGGCUUCGUCAAGAAGGCGCUUUUGGAGAAGGAUUUUGUUGCCGAGUUAUCUGGGCUCGCGGAGGUGCAGCGGGAGGCUGAGAAGCGGGCGGCGUAUAUGGAUUGGGAAGAGGAGGAGGACGGGGCGGAUGACGGGGACGGAGAGUUGAUCUGA